AUCCCCUCCCCUCAAGCAACGCACACCGCGGCGAUCAGCAUGGUGCGCUUCAAGAAUCGCUGGCUGCUCCUCUCCCUCACCGACUCCUCCUCCUCCGCCUCCGCCUCCGCAUCCGCCCUCUCGCCCUCCUCCCUCGUGCGCGCCCUGCGCGCCUCGCUCGCGCUCAACUUCGGCGAUGCAGGCGCCGGCGCACUCUCCGGCGGCGUGGCGUGCCGCUACGUGCAGCCGCGCACGGGCAUCGCCAUUGUGCGCUGCGCACGCGACGCGGCCACGCACGUCAUGAUCGCCGCGGCGCUGCUGGGCGAGGUGGAGGGGAGGCGGAUGAGGUGCUGUGUGAGGUGGUGUGGCGGUGAGUGGCGACAUGUGUGGCCUGGCUGGGCCCUGGUGAUGCAGAAGAGAGAGAGAUGGGCGGGCAAGGGCGCCAGUGAUGUGCUCUGCUGGCGCAGCAGCGUCCUGCCUGCCUCCCAGGCGCCCACCUUCACGGGGCUCACGAGGCUGACACCCUUUUCCUUCGCUCGAUGCAUCGCAGGCACGGUGAAGAAAGUGCAGCUCAAAGCCAUUGCCCUCUCGAGGGCGCGCUUGGUGGCGCUGCAGCGCGAAAAGAGGAGAUUGGCGAGGUGCAGCUUGGCCGAGGGAGCGGCGGCGACGGCGAUGGCGACGGCGACGACUGCAAUGGGCCAAGAGACGACUGCGACGCCGCUGCUGCUGAAGUCAUGCGCGGACGAAGAUGAUGGCAAGCUCGAUAAGGCGACGCAGGAGGAGAUGAGGAAGAUAGAGAGGGAGAUCCGGGAGGUGAGGACGUGAGUCUCUCACCUUUCCUUGCGGGAUGGACGAGAGGUAUCUGCAUAGAAUAGGACACCCUCGCCUUGCCUUGCUCAGGCAGCUCGAGCCCGAAAAAAAAAAAUCGAGGGGCUUGGCGGCGCCAGGUCC
This is a messenger RNA of Tilletiopsis washingtonensis, 930 nucleotides long. RefSeq lists its product as hypothetical. Gene Ontology annotation, cellular component: ribonuclease P complex. Bases 40 to 804 code for a protein of 254 amino acids. NCBI's taxonomy places the organism in Eukaryota, Fungi, Basidiomycota, Exobasidiomycetes, Entylomatales. The record is from RefSeq and is a predicted model, not a curated record. Gene Ontology annotation, biological process: tRNA 5'-leader removal. The transcript has 3 exons.